Messenger RNA from Alligator mississippiensis (American alligator), 2312 nucleotides. RefSeq names its product transcobalamin 2 (gene TCN2). The record is from RefSeq and is a predicted model, not a curated record. Gene Ontology annotation, molecular function: cobalamin binding. NCBI's taxonomy places the organism in Eukaryota, Metazoa, Chordata, Crocodylia, Alligatoridae. The coding region runs from base 255 to 1571 and encodes 438 amino acids. Gene Ontology annotation, biological process: cobalamin transport. The transcript is spliced from 10 exons.
CUGGACUAGUCACAUGACUGGCACUGAUAAACAAGACAGAAAGAGAAAGCCAUUGGCCAGCCAUUGAGCAGCUUCCAGGAUCUAAUUUGCUGGCCGCUAAUUUACAGACUCCUGAACCUGUGGAAAAGAUCCUCUUGCAACAUUGCCCUGUUUUAAUCAGUGACCUCAAAGGAAAUGGCUCAGCACUGCAGCAGCUAAGCAAGUGAGCGCCUGGUCUCUGAGCUUGAGCCCCAGUUGCAGCUUCCAUUUCUACCAUGAACAUGGAACCCAGAAGGCUGAGGAUCUUUUUCCUCUUCUGUGCCUUGGUCCUCCCUGUCCAGCUCUGUGAAAUCCCAAGGAUGAAUUCUGAUCUCAUCGGGUGCCUGAACAGGAGACUCAUGAGCGUAACUGAAGACCUAUCCAAAGAGCUGAACCCCAGUGUGUACAUGGCCCUUCGCCUGUCCAGUGACCACAACUUGAAGAAGGAGGCCCAGUAUUUCCAUAGGCUGAAGAAUGCCUUCCAAGCCAAGGAGAAAAGCUUCUUGCCAGCUGGCCAGCAGGUGCAGCCCAAGACUGGUCACUUGGCUCUGUACCUUCUAGCACUGAGAGCUGCCUGCCAGGACAUGAAGACACGUGAGAUGAAGCGGCUUGUGACACGGCUGAAGCAUGACCUGCAUAAGGAGAAGGAGCAGAUAGGUCCAGAAGAGAAAGGUCACCCCAUCACCAAUUACUACCAGUACAGCUUGGGUGUUCUGGCUUUGUGUGUUCAUGGCAAGAAGAUUGACACACAUGUGAUCCAGAAGCUCAUAAAUGCUGAGAUGCACAACAAGUUCACACAUGGCACUAAACUCUCUGUGGACACAGAGGCCAUGGCUGGUUUGGCUUUUCACUGCCUGAAGCAAUCCAGGCUGUACACACGCAGCAUAGUGUCAGCAUUGCUGCAGGCUGUCCAGAGUGUGAAGAAGAAGAUCCUUCAGGCUCAGACUCCUGAAGGCACCUUUGGCAAUAUCUUCAGCAGCCCACUGGCCAUGCAGGUCUUGGUUGCUACUGGGAUGAGCAAUAAGAAGUCUGAGUGUUCUAGAGGCAUGAAUGCCCUCCUUGGGACCCUGGAACAUAACCAUGAUAACCUUAUGAUGAUGUCUCAACUUCUGCCUGUUCUGCAUGGCAAAAGCUACCUGGACAUUGCCACCAUGGGGUGCCAGGCAGAGAGAGACACUUUGCAGCAGCACGUUAAAUGCCCUGAAUCCAGUGUGACUGCCCUGGAGCAUAGCAUAUUCACUAUCCAGCUAUCUGUGCAGCACCCUUCAAGCCAUGAAGAACUGUACAACCAUUCCAUCCAGGUGCCUUCUGGAUCUUCCCUCCUGGAUGUGCUGGGAAAGGCUCAGAACCAGGGCUCCAAGCUGUUCACGUUUGAAACCAGGAGCACCCUGCAAGGCCCAAUGUUAACCACAGUGAUGGGGAUAGAAGCCAAGGAUGCAGAGAGGAGCUAUUGGCAGCUUCUCAAGGCCCCAGACACCAGUCUGGAAAAAGGUGUCUCUGAUUACAGGCCUCAGGACGGAGAGUCCAUCAUCCUCAAGCUCAGCCAUCAGUAGAAGGCCAGCCACCUGCCUUUCAGCUGGCUUCUGCCCUUGCUGAGUCACAGUGUAGUCCCUGUACAUGUCUCUCUGGACCCUAGAAGCAUGGGUUCUCAGCUGGUAAGGGCAGUAUGUCAGCAAGUGAUCCCUGGGACCGAUCAAAGUGCAUAACAUGGGAUAGAGAAAGAGGGGGGCAGGUCAUAAGGGCAAGGUCCCUCACACUGAGGAGCUGUUCUCUUGUGGAUCAGACGUGUUUAAUUCCAUGGAGACUGAUCACACAAGUGCAGGGUGAACACCAGGUUUAGUGUGAAUGAAAAGCCUUUAUUAUGACUACAAGGCCAAAGACCUCACUAAUCAUAGUAUUCUAAUGUAGCUUUAACACUGAAUGCUGGAGCCAUCUAGAGUGCUUCCAAGAUCAGCCUGUGUGUCUGCAACCCCCCGGCUGACAUCUUCUCUCUCUCCCCUGUCUUUGCUCCACACACUUUCCCAAAGCCCUGAUGGGAGCAGAGUUCUGGAGUUUCUUUGGGAACUGCAUAGCUCAGUGUUUCAGUUGCUGUGAGCCAAGCCUCUGCUCCCCCUACCACCCUACUUCUGGAAGUGGCAAUCACUGCUGUAAAUCAGUUAUUUGCUUGAUUUAUCUGGGAUCCCUGCUAGUCAGAGAGCAGUGUAUGGGAAGCCAGACCCUGUAUUGAGGGAGACAGCCCUUUCCUGCUUCUGACAUUUGUAUCUGAGAUAAUUAAAACUUGAUUGGAUAUCUUG